AUGGCAGUCAGCCAAGCCGAGAGGGGAACAACCCUUUCUACAACGGCCACCCGGUUCAAUCCAGAAGUCAAGUUUAAGAAAAACGGACUCAGACCAAUUUUGAGACCUGUUCACGAGGAAACAGGCGUUUUGGCCGGAGUAGCGGACAUGCUGGUCCCAACAAACAAAACAACAGCCACCCAGUUUCGUCCAAAAUUUAUACUCCUUGCCACAUCAUAUGCCGAUGCUAAAAGAUCAAAAGGUUCAAAGUCAAAGACACCAAACUCAAAGACAUCAAACUCAAAGACAUACAAUAAAAACUGCAAGGGACUUGAUAGAGUAGAUAUUGAUGAAUGUUUAGCAACGUCCCCAUGCUCAGGUCCAACGGCAGGUUGUGUGAACUUUGAAGGGUCUUACUCAUGCACCUGUGCCUCCGGCUGGCAGACGAACGUAUGUGUCGAUGUCAUUGAUUGCCCAGAUGCUUGUCAAGGCCCGUCUUCCACUUGUGUUGACUUUCCGCUUGGGAGUUUUACUUGCAACUGUUCAGAUCCUGGUUACGAGCUAGCUGAAAAUAAAACAACAUGUAUAGAUAUUGAUGAAUGUUUAGUGACGUCUCCAUGUAUAGGUCCAACGGCAGGUUGUGUGAACUCUGAAGGGUCUUACUCGUGCACUUGUGCCUCUGGCUGGCAGGUGAACAAUGAUGAAUGUAUCGAUGAAGUGGAUUGCCCAGAUGCUUGUCAAGGCCCGUCAUCCACUUGUGUUGACCUUCCACUUGGGAGUUUUACUUGCAACUGUUCUGAUCCUGGUUACAAGCUAGCUGAUAAUGAAACAACAUGCAUAGAUAUUGAUGAAUGUUUAACGACGUUCCCAUGCACAGGUCCAACGGCAGGCUGUGUGAACUCUGAAGGGUCUUACUCAUGCACCUGUGCCUCCGGCUGGCAAUUGAACAGUAAUGAAUGUGUCGAUGUUGUGGAUUGCCCAGAUGCUUGUCAAGGCCAGUCAUCAACUUGUGUUGAUUUUCCACCUGGGAGUUUUACUUGCAACUGUUCUGAUACUGGUUACGAGCUAGCUGAUAAUAAAACAACAUGCAUAGAUAUUGAUGAAUGUUUAGGGACGUCCCCAUGCACAGGUCCAACGGCAGGUUGUGUGAACUCUGAAGGGUCUUACUCAUGCACUUGUGGUUCCGGCUGGCAGCUGAACAUUGACGAAUGUGUCGAUGUCGUGGAUUGCCCAGAAUCUUGUCAAGGCCCGUCAUCCACUUGUGCUGACCUUCCACUCGGGAGUUUUACUUGCAACUGUUCUGAUCCUGGGUUCGAGCUAGAUGAAAAUGAAACAACAUGCAUAGAUGUCGUGGAUUGCCCAGAUGCUUGUCAAGGCCCUUCAUCCACUUGUGUUGACUUUCCGUUUGGGAGUUUUACUUGCAACUGUUCUGAUCCUGGUUACGAGCUUACUGAAAAUGAAACAGUAUGCAUAGAUAUUGAUGAGUGUUUAGCGACGUCCCCAUGCACAGGUCCAACAGCAGAAUGUGUGAACUCUGAAGGGUCUUACUCAUGCACUUGUGGUUCCGGCUGGCAGCUGAACAGUGACGAAUGUGUCGAUGUCGUGGAUUGCCCAGACGCAUGUCAAGGCCCGUCGUCCACUUGUGUUGACCUUCCACUUGGGAGUUUUACUUGCAACUGUUCUGAUCCUGGUUACAAGCUAGCUGAUAAUGAAACAGCAUGCAUAGAUAUUGAUGAAUGUUUAACGACGUUCCCAUGCACAGGUCCAACGGCAGGCUGUGUGAACUCUGAAGGGUCUUACUCAUGCACCUGUGCCUCCGGCUGGCAAGUGAACAGUGAUGAAUGUGCCGAUGUUGUGGAUUGCCCCGAUGCUUGUCAAGGCCCGUCAUCAACUUGUGUUGAUUUUCCGCCUGGGAGUUUUACUUGCAACUGUUCUGAUACUGGUUACGAGCUAGCUGAUAAUAAAACAACAUGCAUAGAUAUUGAUGAAUGUUUAGGGACGUCCCCAUGCACAGGUCCAACGGCAGGUUGUGUGAACUCUGAAGGGUCUUACUCAUGCACUUGUGGUUCCGGCUGGCAGCCGAACAAUGACGAAUGUGUCGAUGUCGUGGAUUGCCCAGAUGCUUGUCAAGGCCCUUCAUCCACUUGUGUUGACUUUCCGUUUGGGAGUUUUACUUGCAACUGUUCUGAUCCUGGUUACGAACUAACUGAAAAUGAAACAGUAUGCAUAGAUAUUGAUGAGUGUUUAGCGACGUCCCCAUGCACAGGUCCAACGGCAGAAUGUGUGAACUCUGAAGGGUCUUACUCAUGCACUUGUGGUUCCGGCUGGCAGCUAAACAAUGACGAAUGUGUCGAUGCCGUGGAUUGCCCAGAUGCUUGUCAUGGUCCGACAUCCACUUGUCUUGAUUUUCCGCCUGGGAGUUUUACUUGCAACUGUUCUGAUACUGGUUACGACCUAGCUGAUAAUGAAACAUCAUGCAUAGAUAUUGAUGAAUGUUUAACAACGUCCCCAUGCACAGGUCCAACGGCAGGUUGUGUGAACUCUGAAGGGUCUUACUCAUGCACUUGUGCCUCCGGCUGGCAGGUGAACAAUGACACAUGUGUCGAUGUCGUAGAUUGCCCUUAUGCUUGUCAAGGCCCAUCAUCCACUUGUGUUGACUUUCCACCUGGGAAUUUUACCUGCAACUGUUCUGAUGCUGGUUUCGAGCUAGGUAGAAAUAAAACAACAUGCAUAGAUAUUGAUGAAUGUUUAACGACGUCCCCAUGCACAGGUCCAACGGCAGGUUGUGUGAACUCUGAAGGGUCUUAUGCAUGCACUUGUGCCUCCGGCUGGCAGUUGAACAAUGACGAAUGUGUCGAUAUCGUGGAUUGCCCAGAUUCUUGUCAAGGCCCGACAUCCACUUGUGUUGACAUUCCACUGGGGAGUUUUACUUGCAACUGUUCAGGUCCUGGUUACAAGCUAGCUGAUAAUGCAACAAUAUGCAUAGAUAUUGAUGAAUGUUUAAUGACGUCCCCAUGCACAGGUCCAACGGCAGGUUGUGUGAACUCUGAAGGGUCUUACUCUUGCACUUGUACCUCCGGCUGGCAAGUGAACAAUGACACAUGUGUCGAUGUAGAGGAUUGCCCAGAUGCUUGUCAAGGUCCGUCAUCCACUUGUGUUGACUUUCCACCUGGGAGUUUUACUUGCAACUGUUCUGAUCCUGGUUACGAGCUAGAUUAUAAUGAAACAACAUGCAUAGAUAUAAAUGAAUGUUUAACGACGUCUCCAUGCACAGGUCCAACAGCAGAUUGUGUGAACGCUGAAGGGUCUUACUCAUGCACUUGUGACUCCGGCUGGCAGGUGAACAAUGACACAUGUGUCGGUAUCAUCGAGAGCCAAGGUGCUAAAACAGAUUGCAACCCAUCUAUAUUGAUCUAA
Messenger RNA from Mercenaria mercenaria, 3396 nucleotides. RefSeq names its product fibrillin-2-like. Gene Ontology annotation, molecular function: calcium ion binding. NCBI's taxonomy places the organism in Eukaryota, Metazoa, Mollusca, Bivalvia, Venerida, Veneridae. The transcript is spliced from 27 exons. The coding region runs from base 1 to 3396 and encodes 1131 amino acids. The record is from RefSeq and is a predicted model, not a curated record.